AUGCCUACCAUCAGUGUAGACAAGGCGGAGCUCUACAAAGCCUUGGGCCAGGAGUACACGACCGAGGAAUUCGAGGAGCUAUGCUUCGAGUUUGGUAUCGAGCUGGAUGAGGACACAACGAACUCAGAACGGCCCAUCGUCAACGGCAAGCAGGCGCCCGCAGAACUGAAAAUCGAGAUCCCCGCCAACCGUUAUGACAUGCUGUGUUUCGAGGGCAUAGCUCUCAUGCUCAACAUCUUCCGCGAGAAGACGCCGCUGCCGAGUUACAGAUUGGUUGCGCCGAAGGAUGGCAAGAUUCAGACAAUAACGGUCCAUCCAGACACCCUCAAAGUUCGGCCAUAUGUUUCUGGGGCUAUUCUACGAAAUGUCAAGUUCACCCAGGACGCCUAUGACUCCUUCAUCUCGUUGCAGGACAAGUUACACCAAAAUUUGGCAAGAAACCGGACCUUGGUGGCUAUCGGUACACACGAUUUGGAUACCAUCAAAGGACCCUUCACCUACGAAGCACUACCACCCAAGGAUAUCAAGUUCAUACCUCUGAACCAGACCAAGGAGAUGAACGCGGCGGAAAUGAUGGAUUUCUAUGACAAGGACAAGCACCUUGGAAAGUACCUACACAUUAUCAAGGAUAAGCCGGUAUACCCAGUCAUCUACGACUCAGAAAGGGUCGUCUGCUCUAUGCCCCCUAUCAUCAACGGCGACCAUUCGAAGAUCACCCUGAACACGACCAACGUCUUCAUUGAGAUGACUGGAACGGACCGUACCAAGCUGGAAAUCGUGAACAACAUCAUAGUUUCCAUGUUCUCCCAAUACUGCUCCGAGCCCUUCACCAUCGAGCCCGUCAAGAUCAUCUCCGAGCACAAUGGCGAGACACGACAAACACCUGACCUGAGCCCCCGCACUGCCGAAGCAGAGGUAGACUACAUCAACAACUGCUGCGGCUUGCAAGAAACCCCCGAGCGGAUAUGCCAACUUCUGACCAAGAUGUGCUACACCGCUAAGCCCUCCCCAGAAGACCCAAACAUCAUUAAAGUCUCCGUGCCGCCCACCCGCGCCGACGUCCUCCACCAGUGCGACAUCAUGGAAGAUGUAGCCAUCGCCUACGGCUUCAACAAUCUCCCUCGUACUUCCCCUAACAAAGCCUCCACGAUCGCCCAACCCCUAUUGAUUAACAAGCUCGGCGACAUCGUCCGCCAGGAAACCGCCAUGGCCGGCUGGAGCGAAGUCAUGCCCCUGAUCCUCUGCUCGCACGACGAGAACUUCGCCUGGCUGAACCGCAAAGACGACGGUACCACCGCCGUCCGCCUCGCUAACCCCAAGACAGCCGAGUACCAGAUCGUGCGCACCUCAUUACUCCCGGGUCUCCUGAAGACCAUCCGUGAGAACAAGAAACACAGCGUGCCCAUCAAAGUCUUCGAAGUCUCCGACGUGGCUUUCAAAGACGAGUCUCUGGAGCGCAAGUCCCGAAAUGAGCGACACUUCGCCGCGGCGUGGUACGGUAAGACAAGCGGCUUCGAGAUCGUGCACGGUUUGCUGGAUCGGGUGCUCCUGAUGCUGAAGACUGCUUUCAUCACACACGAAGAGGGUCUGGAGGGUAAGAAAGUGGAUGGGUACUGGAUCCAGGAAAUUGACGAGGCGACGUUCUUUGCCGGGCACGCGGCUGCCAUAUACCUCCGUGUGGACGGCAAGGUGCAGCGUAUCGGCGAGUUCGGAAUUCUGCACCCGACCGUUCUUGAUAAGUUCGAGCUGAGGUAUCCCGUGAGCACACUAGAGAUCAACCUGGAAGUCUUCUCAUAA
Molecule: messenger RNA, 1797 nt
Organism: Drepanopeziza brunnea f. sp. 'multigermtubi' MB_m1
Lineage: Eukaryota; Fungi; Ascomycota; Leotiomycetes; Helotiales; Drepanopezizaceae
Biological process (GO): phenylalanyl-tRNA aminoacylation
Cellular component (GO): cytoplasm; phenylalanine-tRNA ligase complex
Molecular function (GO): RNA binding; magnesium ion binding; phenylalanine-tRNA ligase activity
Source: RefSeq, a predicted model, not a curated record